Messenger RNA from Thlaspi arvense, 1233 nucleotides. Lineage: Eukaryota; Viridiplantae; Streptophyta; Magnoliopsida; Brassicales; Brassicaceae. The record is from the annotation of a GenBank genome assembly.
AUGCGUGUAUACGUAGCUGGAAACGGAUUCCAUAUAAUAGGUGCUCAUACUGAUAGCCCUUGCCUGAAGUUGAAGCCUGUUUCAAAGAUAACUAAAGGUGGAUGCUUGGAAGUUGGUGUUCAAACAUACGGAGGUGGGUUAUGGUACACGUGGUUCGACCGUGACUUGACCGUUGCGGGACGUGUGAUUCUAAAAGAAGAGAAGGCAGGUUCGGUCUCGUAUUCGCAUCGGCUAGUUAGGAUUGAGGAACCUAUAAUGAGGAUCCCUACCUUGGCCAUCCACUUGGACAGGAAUGUGAACAGUGAAGGUUUUAAGCCAAACACUCAGACACACCUCGUUCCGUUACUGGCAACAGCUAUCAAGGCUGAGCUCAAUAAAGUGCCAGCAGAAGGUGGUGAAACUGAUGGAGGAAAGAAGUGUACUGAAACUAGUUCAAAGUCAAAGCAUCACCCACUGCUAAUGGAGAUCAUUGCAAACGCUCUGAGUUGUAAACCUGAGGAGAUAAGCGAUUUUGAGCUGCAAGCAUGUGACACUCAGCCAAGCAUUCUAGGUGGUGCAGCCAAAGAAUUUAUCUUCUCCGGAAGGCUUGAUAAUCUCUGCAUGUCAUUUUGUUCUCUAAAGGCACUUAUAGAUGCAACAUCUUCUGCAAGUGACCUAGAGGAAGAAAGCGGAGUGAGAAUGGUGGCAUUAUUCGAUCAUGAAGAAGUUGGUUCCAAUUCAGCGCAAGGAGCUGGAUCCCCUGUCAUGAUUGAUGCUAUGUCACACAUUACAAGUUGCUUCAGCUCGGACUCUAAGGUGCUCAAGAAAGCGAUUCAAAAGAGUUUGCUUGUAUCUGCUGAUAUGGCGCAUGCUUUACAUCCAAACUUCAUGGACAAACACGAAGAGAAUCAUCAGCCAAAGAUGCACGGAGGUCUUGUCAUCAAACACAAUGCAAAUCAACGUUACGCAACUAAUGCUGUAACUUCCUUUGUAUUCAGAGAGAUAGCAGAGAAACACAAUCUCCCUGUUCAGGAUUUCGUGGUACGUAAUGAUAUGGGUUGUGGAUCGACGAUUGGUCCAAUCCUAGCGAGCAGUGUAGGGAUAAGGACCGUUGAUGUUGGAGCUCCUCAACUCUCAAUGCAUAGCAUACGUGAGAUGUGUGCUGCUGAUGAUGUGAAGCAUUCAUACGAACAUUUCAAAGCUUUCUUCCAUGAGUUCACUCACCUUGACGCUAAGCUCACUGUCGACGUUUGA